GCCGAAAACUAUCUGAGCCAAGGCAUCCAGUAUCACGAGCAAGGCGACCUCUCUCGCUCCGCCUACUACUUUGAGCGCUCUGCAAAGGUCGAGGGCGGCUGUGUCGUCGGAAUGUGCAUGUGGGGUAUGACGCUUAGGGAGGGCUGGGGUGCUCGUAAAGAUCCCAGGAAAGGCUUCGAGUGGAUCCAGCGUGCAGCCGCUACAGCUGGCGAGCUCAUGUCUACCUCGCGCAACAGGACCGAAGCUGAUCUCAAGGCUGUACGCUCAGAGCUGAAGCUGUCGGUUUAUGAGCUGGGCAAAUGCUUCUGCUAUGGCUGGGGCGUCAAGAUGGACAAGAAGAUGGCACUGGAGUACUUUGAGCUGGCUGCAAAGUUGGGCGAUGCGGAUGCGCAGGCCGAGGCGGGCGCGCUGUAUGCUGCUGGCAAGGGAUGCAAAAAGGAUCUCAAAAAGGCAGCAAAGUACUACCGUAUGGCGGCUGCGCAGGGAUACGAUUUGAUUGGUUUGAGCUGGGUGUGGAAGAGCAAAUUUGAU
Molecule: messenger RNA, 531 nt
Organism: Microstroma glucosiphilum
Lineage: Eukaryota; Fungi; Basidiomycota; Exobasidiomycetes; Microstromatales; Microstromataceae
Product: HCP-like protein
Exons: 1
Molecular function (GO): protein binding
Source: RefSeq, a predicted model, not a curated record